Molecule: messenger RNA, 3135 nt
Organism: Osmerus eperlanus (European smelt)
Lineage: Eukaryota; Metazoa; Chordata; Actinopteri; Osmeriformes; Osmeridae
Gene: ccsapb
Product: centriole, cilia and spindle-associated protein b
Exons: 3
Coding region: 1067-1897 (276 amino acids)
Biological process (GO): regulation of mitotic spindle assembly
Cellular component (GO): cytoskeleton; spindle; centriole
Molecular function (GO): microtubule binding
Source: RefSeq, a predicted model, not a curated record
CUGUUUGACUUGGGAUUCUCAAGCUCUUCAAAUCUGACACAUGAUCCCAACGCUAGUAUUCCAAUGUCGUUUAAGCACCCCCCACACACGUAUACCCUUAUUAGGCAAUAUAUCCCUUUUUAUGGAAAUAAUAGAACAAAAUUAGAAGCGUCCAAUGAAACAUAAGCUGUUAUGUCAAGUCGUGAUAUAUGAAACUAAGAAGGCCAACGUCUUUAUCGUUAUAUAAGUAAUUACUACUCGACUUGUUAUUAGUGGAUGGCGGUGUAACCAUCAAGCAUGGUCAUUUCUCCCUAAACAUCCACCUGUUGAGGGGGAAGGGGCUUUUUAAAUGCAGCUCAGCUCGGGGCGGAGUUAAAUACGGAGACAGCCUAUUACGGCUCACAAGACGCCAUCUGUUCUGUUUCGCGUCUGUGAAAUUCUACCCUGUAAGUAUACCAAAUUAGAAUGUUUAAACUAUCGACACUUUGCUAUUAGACUAUGCGAUGUCGAUGAGAAUAAACGUAGCCUAGUUCAUUUAGAAAAGCCUGCGACACAAGGCAUGAUCGUUUCUUCUGCGUCAAUGCAUGUUUCAGUAGUGAUUUAGCAUGCAAUUAUUAACAGAGAUUGACAAAAGAUGAAAUAGUUAUUUGCUACUAGGCUAUAGUUUAAAUCAAAAGCAUUAUGAUAGAGCACAAUAAUAUGAUUUCUUGCGAUAGUGCACAGGCUUAUACGCAAUCGCCAGUGCUAACUACAUUACAACAAACCCUUUAAAUGAUUAAUGAUUAAUUCCAUAAAUAUACGUCUCUUGCGAGAUAGGCCAAUGUAAAAUCGUUUGCAGAACGCCCUCUACCUACGCAGAUAUGUUCAACGGGCGGAGACAUGGGGGGUGUGUCAAGCUAAGCAGUUUAGCUCCACUUCUGCUCAGCUAUUGGUUUCCAUUCACCGUAAGACUUCCCCUUGCAGACGUAUGUUUUGGUUUAAAUGACUGGCGGGGCGUGUAUUCAUGACGGAGUUGCUGUAACAAAUAUGUUAUUAUGGUGUACACCUAAUUAAAGAAUUCUGCUUUCUCUAUUUUGUAAGACAAACAAUGAUUACAAAAAAGAUCCGAUCGGAAUACAUGAAGAAAUUCAAGGACCCUAAAUGGGAAACCUACUCCAAGUGUUACGAAGAGAUGGUUAAAUACAGAUUAGCGAGGAGACUUCUGGAACAUUCGCACAAUCCGUUUUUCUGGAACGAAGGGGACAGCGACUCGGAAUCCAGUGGCAGCCCCUUUCCUCCUAACAAAAACAAAGUUGAACCUCUUGUCGUGAAAGACCAGUCCUCAUCAGAAUGUGACCGAAAGGCACCAGAGCACCGGGAGAUUCAAAAAACAUCUGAACAGAAUAUCCCUGCAUCAGAGGAAGCGCCGCAUCAGCGGACAGAGAAUGUUCCGCCAGAGACCGCUCCAUCCAUUGAUGGUCAGGCUGUGGACACCAGGAAGGUUGGAGAAACAGAGGAGGAGAGGACAGGUAGAGCUCCAGAUGGGCCAAAACUCCCUGAGGAGGAGCCAGCAGAACAGCCCAAAGCCAAACACUCAAAGAGACCCCUCAAGCUUAGAGGUCCACUAAGGCGACUAAAAGAGCCCAAUAAGGAGAACACACAUCCGUUUGCCCUGUAUGGUGGGGGGGAUAAUCCUACUGAUAUGGCCAGCAAGAAAACCCACAAUGUGCGUACUUCAGCAUCUACCAAGGAGAUCCACGAGUCUGCCUUGCGGGCCAAGACCAGGCGGGAAGUGGAGAGGCAGAUGCAGACACAGCAGGCGGACAGACGGAGAGCGCAGUCAGCUGACCUUGAAAAAACUGUCAAGACCCAAAUGGCAUCAGAUUAUAAUCCCUGGGUAACAGAGUACAUGCGUUGCUUCUCCACCAGGUCUCGAUAGACACAGACACACAGGUGCACGCACACAAACACACAUGCUUACCGGGAUUGAUCACAAACACCUGCGGGAUGACACAGGUUAAAUCAUCAAAGUGUGCUCCUCCCCACCUUGACUCCUUCUCAAAACCCAUUGGAGGGAAAGGUUCCUCACGUCUGGUGGCCAUCUGACAAGGAGGAGAUGUGAAAGAGCAUGAGGAAUGAAGGAGAGUCUAGACUGAGGAAGACCCAGAGGAUAAAUAGAUUCUCCCUGGUGGACAAGACCAUCCCCUGUCUCUCACAAGAUCAUUUUCCAGGAUUACUAGCACAAUUCCAUUGUACGCAAUAGUGGUUAAACACGGUAGUCUUAUUGCUUCUAGAUCACCGGAUUGAUUUGACAUUAGAAAUGUCACAUUUCAUUGAAAUCAUGCACAGUAGGUUACUAGGAUAGCUUUCUCACACAUCAUUAUUGUCUUGUACAUGUACGCAAUCUGAACUAAACAGCUCUCUUUUUUGGCACCUAGAUAUUGAAAAAAGUGAGGAACAAUAUGGCUGCACACAAGGUGAUGUCUAUGUAUGUCUGCUUUCAGGACCAAAUCUGCUUCCAAAGGUGACCACAAUAGCACUUUCCUUUUGAGAAACGUAACUGUACAUAGAGAAAGGGAUUAGAAUAAUGUUGACUUGGCCUCAAGGUCCAUUUACUUGACAGUGUUUAGUGUAACUCUUUGUUUUGUGUGGGUAUCACUAUAAUUUUCCAGUAUUAUUAUUUUCAAACAAGCACAUCUAUUUAAGUCCAGAGGUACCUAGCUAGAUGCAGUAAUGUGAAAUUGGAUAAUAAGCCAUUGUUGAAAAUGUGUGCAAUAGAUGCUUCUAGCUUAUUCAGUCCACCAGCAGCACCAUCUUACUUAGCACGGGCAUAGGUAUGAGAAGCAAUAAUAAUUCAUUCAGAAAUUGGAAGAGGUGAGGAUUACUCACAGCUUUGCUGUGUCCGUGUAAUGGCUCAUUGCUCAUUGUUUACUAAAGUACAUAAAUAACAACAAAUGUAUGUUUUGACAAAAGACAAACCUUCAAAUUGCCAGACAUAUAAUAGUUAACUUGCAAAUAUAAGGGUCAUUACUAUUUUGGUGUUAGACGUUAUUUUGUACACACAUUUUAAUGUCAACAUUUUUACACAUUUGAUUGUCGUCAUAGCUGUGAGAAAAAAAAGGGUUUAAGUGUGGAUCUUGGGAUGGUAGGCUUUGAAUAAACCACUUUGGGAAUGAU